Molecule: messenger RNA, 3798 nt
Organism: Betta splendens (Siamese fighting fish)
Lineage: Eukaryota; Metazoa; Chordata; Actinopteri; Anabantiformes; Osphronemidae
Gene: ptprea
Product: protein tyrosine phosphatase receptor type Ea
Exons: 22
Coding region: 371-2461 (696 amino acids)
Biological process (GO): protein dephosphorylation
Molecular function (GO): protein tyrosine phosphatase activity
Source: RefSeq, a predicted model, not a curated record
UCUGUUGUGUUGGAGUAAACGCUAACUCCUCCUCCUUUUACUGACAGGCGACAACGCUGAAACCUCGCCUCGCCUUUUUUCCUUCCAAGACGAUCCACGCUCGGGAUUUCAGGAUUUCCUGUCGCGCCGGCGAAAGGUGGCGGCAGCGUCGCUUCAUUUCAGCCUGACUGCUGCUCGCUGGGAUCCAGGGAUCGGCUCUCUUCACUGUGCCGUGGGAGCAUCCCCCCCCCCCCCCCAUCCUCCAUCUUCUGUCCAGCUUCCCCUGAAGGCCAUGAUCAGGAUGUGACCACCGGGCUUGGCUGGCGCCAUGUGACCCGCUACUAUGGAUGUGAGGAUCUGCAAAGAUUGAAACAACACUCAUCCAGUCACAAUGGUCCCGCUGCUGUUUUUGGUGGCAACCACGACGACGCCCAACUCCAGCGGCAACGCGAGCCACGCGCAGGAGGGCGUGUCCCCCAGCCCCCACGUCCUCCCCACCGUCUUGGUCCUGUCGCUGCUGCUGCUCAUCAUCGGGCUGCUGGCCUGGUACUUCCUCAGGUUAAAAGGCCAGAAAAAGCCCGUGGUCACGACAGUUGACAAGAAGGUUCCGAAUGGCAUCUUGGAGGAACAAGAGUUCGGAUACAGUACAGAGUCGUUAUACACCACGGUACCACCAGAGCAACAGACCGUGGUUCUCCUGCCCAGGUCGCCUUCGGCCUCCAAGACCUACCUUCCCAUCCCAGUGGAGCAACUGGAGGACGAGUACCGCAUCCGCUCAGCUGACGAUGGGAAGCUCUUCAGGGAGGAGUACAACUCGCUGCCGGGGGGCAAUGCCCAGGGGACGUACGAGGAGGCCAACAAGGACGCCAACAAAGAGAAGAACCGGUACCCCAACAUCUUACCCUAUGAUCAUUCCAGAGUGGUGUUGACUCAGCUGAAUGGAAAUCCCUGUUCAGACUAUGUGAAUGCGUCGUACGUGGAUGGCUACACUGAAAAGAACAAAUUUAUAGCAGCACAAGGCCCAAAAGAAGACACACUAGCAGAUUUCUGGAGGAUGAUAUGGGAGCAGAAAGUGGCAACGGUUGUAAUGCUGACGAAUCUGAAGGAGAGGAAAGAAGACAAAUGCUGCCAGUACUGGCCCGACCAGGGCUGUUGGACCUACGGCAGCGUGAGGGUGGCUGUGGAGGACUUCACCGUGCUGGUGGACUACACCAUACGCAAGUUCUGCAUACAAUACCAGUCCAGCGACGCCGCCAAGACCCCGCGGCCGCUGACCCAGCUCCACUUCACCAGCUGGCCAGACUUCGGCGUCCCCUUCUCCCCCAUCGGCAUGCUCAAGUUCCUCAAGAAGGUCAAGGCGGUGAACCCGCCCUUCUCUGGGCCCAUAGUGGUUCACUGCAGCGCCGGCGUUGGGCGGACCGGCACCUUCAUCGUCAUCGACGCCAUGAUCGACAUGAUGCACGAAGAGCAGAAGGUCGACGUGUUCGGGUUCGUGUCCCGGAUACGAGAGCAGCGCUCGCAGCUGAUCCAGACAGACAUGCAGUACUCGUUCGUGUACCAGGCACUGCUGGAAUACUACCUCUACGGAGACACGGAGCUGGACGUGUCGUCUCUGGAAGGACAUCUGCACAAGCUGCACAACACCUUCAACAGCGGCGACCGCGUCGGCCUGGAGGAAGAGUUCAAGAAACUAACAAACAUGCGCAUUAUGAAGGAGAAUAUGAGAACCGGGAACCUUCCUGCCAACAUGAAGAAGAACCGAGUGCUUCAGAUUAUCCCGUACGACUUCAACAGAGUUAUCCUCUCCAUGAGAAGAGGCCAAGAGUUCACGGAUUACGUCAACGCGUCUUUCAUCGACGGCUACAGACAGAAGGACUACUACAUCGCCACGCAGGGGCCUCUGCCGCACACCGUGGACGACUUCUGGAGGAUGGUGUGGGAGUGGAAGUGCCACUCGAUCGUCAUGCUCACAGAGGUCCAGGAGAGGGAGCAGGACAAAUGCUACCAGUACUGGCCCACAGAGGAGUCCAUCAGCCACGGCGACUACACGGUGGAGCUGAAGGGCGACACGCUGUGCGACACCUUCAGUCUACGGGACCUGGUACUCACCUACACGCCGGACAAGCAGACGAGGGUGAUCCGGCACUUCCACUUCCACGGCUGGCCGGAGAUCGGCAUCCCGGCCGAGGGGAAGGGCAUGAUCGACAUCAUCGCCUCGGUGCAGCGGCAGCAGCAGCAGUCCGGGAACCACCCCAUCGUCGUGCACUGCAGUGCUGGUGCAGGGCGAACAGGUACAUUCAUUGCACUGAGCAAUAUCUUGGAGCGGGUCAAGGCGGAAGGUCUCCUGGACGUGUUCCAGACUGUGAAGAGUUUACGCAUGCAGCGGCCUCAUAUGGUCCAAACUGUGGAACAAUACGACUUCUGCUACAGGGUGGUACAAGACUUUGUUGACAUUUACUCAGACUAUGCCAAUUUUAAAUGAGAUUUGCCUUAAGCGGUUUUUAAAUGUUUUCUAAAGCUGGUUGGUUUCCUGUCACUCGGUCAGAUCUUCUAUUUUGCUAUGCACUUGUCGUACCAUUAACCCGAGCCCCAUCCUCGCUGUAAUAUACUGUACGUCAGACUGAAAAUUGUAAAUGGAAAAAAAAGCGGUUAAUGUAUAUUUCACAUCAUGUAUCAAGUUCGUCAUGAAGUGUGGUCUCAUCAGUUCAGUUGUAUAAUAUUGUACUUUAAAUGUUUAAGUGUUAUUUUGGAUUUACCAUGUAAUAUUUUUCAAGAGUUGUAGUUAUUGUAAAUGUAUUUAUGUAUUGACGACUACAUUCCAUCGCUGAGUUUAAAGAACAUGUCGGGAAUGUUUUGCUUUUAAAUUUAAACCCACAUCCUCUCAUACCGAUAGCCCGAUUAGCGGCAAUGCUAACCGCCGCCGCCCUCGGGCCACAUCCUCUUCAUAAAUGUGAUCCUCUCUAGCAGAAAUACUGACCGAAUGAAUCGCGUCAGGCUCGUGAGCGACCACUAACUGGUUUAGUAUCAAAGGCGUCGUAUGCAAUUGAUGUAACAUUACUACAGUCUGCCUUCAUCUGUGGACAGCAAAGCCUCUUUUGCUAAAAUUUCUGCACAUUAAAAAAGCACAUAAUUAAGCUUUUGCAAACAACCUGAGACGUUUGAGUAUGUUUCUUGCUUUACGUGUAUAUUAGACUUUUCACAAAUGAGUGCCAUAUGUACUUACAGAGGGAAGGUAGACACUUAACUGGAGGCCGAGCGCUGACGGGUGAACCUAGAAGGUAAAUGCAGUAGAGUCAGUAUUAGAACGUUACAAGUCCUGUAAUGAUGUUAAAAGCCACAGCACAAACGUGGUGCUUCAGUGCCUGCUUAAUGCCAGAGCAACAAAAAAUAGGCCUUGCAAACCACCAAGGUUUGUGGGUUUUUAGCUUUUUUUUUUGUUUGUUUGUUUUUUAAACUAGGUUAAAACGAGGAACCUGAAUGUUUCAAGCGUCUAGUGGUAGUUUGACUGUAGGCGAGUUUGAGAUCCAGCCGGUACUGCAACGCAUACUCUAACAUCCUGAAUAAGCUCAGCUCUGCUUUAAUCCUCUGACGCUGGAUGUAAAUACUACAGGACAAAGUGCUAACAUUGUGCAAGUCCCGGCCGUGGAGUGACUGGUCAUGUUCCGCAUGUGACGAGACUCCACGAAGCGCCUGCGAUUCUUCUAAGGAUGAGGAGUCUGGACUGCAGCUCUCUGCCUUCGCUCCCUCUGUGGGUGUUUCCCUGCUCAAACUCAGUGUCUUUCAGAUGCAAGUUGCAAUAUUAAAUUGAUUUCAAAAGGC